GGUUAGUUAGUCUACCGGCAAUUGCAGCAAAGUGACUUCACAUUUGCCAUUUCUCCCCUUCUACAAGGGAAGGAGACGAAGAAGUCUACUUCUUUCUUCUGUCGUCUCUCCCGGUUUCCGCCUCAUCCUCCGUUGACAGUCGUCUCCGCCAUGGCUUGGCCGCGCUCUUCCAUCAUCUAUUGUUGGCUGAUUGUGUUAAUUGUCCAAGGCUUCGUUUGUUCAGCUCUCGAUUUCGAUAAUCACAAGCCCCCUUUGAUAAUUCCCCUCCAUCUCUCCACACCUAAUGUUUCCUCUCAUCGGAAAGCCUUCAGCAGCGACUACAAUAGCCGGCAACUCCAAAAUUCGGACCUCCCCAACGCUCGCAUGCGCCUCCACGACGAUCUCCUCCUCAAUGGUUACUACACGACGAGGAUAUAUGUUGGGACACCUCCACAGGAAUUCGCUCUUAUUGUGGAUACUGGCAGUACUGUGACAUAUGUUCCGUGCUCUACAUGUGAACAGUGCGGCAUGCAUCAGGAUCCGAGGUUCCAGCCAGAUGCAUCUAGCACUUACAAACCUUUGAAAUGCAACCCUAGUUGUAACUGUGAUGACGAGGGAAAGCAAUGCACUUAUGAAAGACGGUAUGCGGAAAAGAGUUCUAGCAGUGGUGUGCUUGCUGAGGAUGUCAUUUCUUUUGGAAAUGAAAGUGAGCUUACACCUAAGCGUGCUGUUUUUGGCUGUGAAAAUGUGGAAACUGGUGACCUUUUCAGCCAACGUGCUGAUGGAAUAAUGGGGUUGGGUCGUGGUCGGCUUAGUAUUGUAGAUCAGCUUGUUGAAAAGGAUGUUAUUAGUGACUCAUUUUCUUUAUGUUAUGGUGGGAUGGAUGUGGGUGGCGGUGCAAUGGUUCUUGGUAGGAUUUCUCUGCCCCCUAACAUGGUUUUUACCCAUUCAGACCCUUACCGUAGUCCAUAUUACAAUAUUGAGCUGAAGGAACUACAUAUAGCUGGGAAGCGAUUGAAGUUAAACCCAGGUGUCUUUGAUGGAAAGCAUGGAACAGUUUUGGACAGUGGAACUACGUAUGCUUACCUUCCAGAAGAAGCUUUUCUUGCAUUCAAGGAUGCUAUUAUGAAGGAAACCCAAUUUCUUAAACGGGUCCAUGGCCCUGAUCCAAAUUACAAUGAUAUUUGUUUUUCUGGAGCUGGAAGGGAUGUUUCUCAACUAUCAAAAAUUUUUCCUGAGGUUAAUAUGGUAUUCAGCAAUGGUCAGAAGUUGUCCCUGUCCCCAGAGAACUACCUAUUCCGGCAUACAAAGGUUAGUGGUGCAUAUUGCUUGGGAAUUUUCCAGAAUGGGAAGGAUCCAACUACGCUUUUGGGAGGAAUUAUAGUACGGAAUACACUUGUGACUUAUGAUCGGGAGAAUGAUAAGAUUGGUUUUUGGAAAACUAAUUGUUCUGAACUAUGGAAGAGACUUCAAGUUCCUGGUGUGCCUGUACCUGCACCCGCAUAUGUAGUUUCCCCCGGUGGUAACAAAAGUGAAGGAAUGCCUCCUGCUCAAGCCCCAAGUAGACUGCCUGCAGAUUUUGUUCCAGGUGAAGUUCGAAUUGGAAUUAUAACAUUUGAUAUGUUGAUUAGUGUCAACAGCUCUUACAUGAGACCCAACUUAUCCGAAGUAGCUGAGUUCAUUGCCCAUGAGUUCGAAAUUGCUAAUUUGCAGGUUCACAUGUUGAAUUUCUCCUCAGAAGGAAAUAAUUACCGUGUUAGAUGGGGCAUCUUUCCUGCUGAGUCUGCUGAUUAUAUUUCUAAUUCCACAGCUAUGAACAUAAUUCUUCGGUUAAAGGACCAUAGAUUGCAAUUUCCUGAGAAAUUUGGGAGCUAUCAAUUGGUUGAAUGGAAGAUUGAGCCUCAAAGAAAGCAGAAAUGGUGGCAGAAACACUUCUUCGCGGUAGCAAUAGGAGUUUUGUCGACCCUGCUUGUUAGUUUAUCAUGUAUUGGCAUAUGGAUGGUGUGGAGACAUAGACAACGAGCACUUGGUACAUACGAACCUGUUGGUGGCAUUGUUCCAGAGCAAGAGCUUCAGCCAUUAUGAUCUUAAAAAUUUUCAUCUGGGGCGGGAUGGUUGUAGCGUGCAUUGAUACACUCACUAAUUCUAUUGGCUGAUAAUUCUAUUGGGUGGAUAAAUUUUGCUGUCCCUCUGUUGUUGUAAAAUGCAUAGAAUUGAAAGGGAAAAAAAAAGAUAAGGAAAAAUAAGAAAAAUAGUGAUUAGCUGCUCAUUGUUGUGGAUUUUUCUGCAUGCUUGUGUGUAUUAUAGGCAUAAUGAACAUUUACCUAAAGCAAUGCAAAACGUAACCCUUUUUCAUUUAGAGGGAUUGCAGUA
Messenger RNA from Manihot esculenta (cassava), 2352 nucleotides. Its product is annotated as aspartic proteinase 36. The transcript has 12 exons. Bases 151 to 2064 code for a protein of 637 amino acids. The record is from RefSeq and is a predicted model, not a curated record. Gene Ontology annotation, biological process: proteolysis. Gene Ontology annotation, molecular function: aspartic-type endopeptidase activity. NCBI's taxonomy places the organism in Eukaryota, Viridiplantae, Streptophyta, Magnoliopsida, Malpighiales, Euphorbiaceae.